This is a messenger RNA of Salmo salar (Atlantic salmon), 1472 nucleotides long. Lineage: Eukaryota; Metazoa; Chordata; Actinopteri; Salmoniformes; Salmonidae. The record is from RefSeq and is a predicted model, not a curated record.
CUAUAUAUAGGAGAGAUGAAGCCAGUAGAGAUCAGAUUCUCUCUACACAGACCUCUACAGCACAGAGAUCCAGCCAUGGUACCUACAAUCACUUCAGCUAUGAUCUAUUCUAAGGAGCACCUGACUCUGACAAACAAGCUAAGGAAGCCAGUGAAGAAGUUACACAGAGAUCGUAUCAACAACAGCAUUUGGCAGUUCAAGUCUUUUCUGGUUCCAGAGAUCCUCAACCAGCAGCCCGACUCCAAGCUGGACAAAGCCGACAUCCUGUAGAUGACAGUUUGCAUCCUGAGACAACAGCAACAGAGCUCCUCCUCCUGCUCAGCACCUGUCAAUCAGGGUUACUUUUGCCUGCUAAUGCCUGCAAUGCAGUGAAGAAAACGAUAUGACAACAAUAAAGUCUAAUGUAACUGGCCCCUCUAACAGUACAACUGGCCCCAGCUUGGCCUCCCAGUUGAAAUGGUCUAGAACCGCCACCGGAGGGACCUGCCUCAUCUUCCCAGCCCUGCCCAGCAGCUGCAAACUAUAGAGUUCUGUCAACAUCGCCCUCUGGAGGCCUUGUUCGAGACCUACAGACUUGAGUCCACUCAGACCAACACAAUGGACAAUAGUCAUCUAUUUUUAUGUAGUGAUAAUAAGAAUACCCAUUUUGCUGUUGCAGGAUGUUUAAAAAGUCUUGCUGUGAUUGAGAAUUUUACUUCAGUUGUGCUGAAGUUGAAGCAUUUUUCUGUUUUGUGGUGUUAAAAUUGAAAUCCCAGUAAUUUAUGUUUCAUGAAAAAUCUGUUGAUUAUGUUGAUGAUGUGCUGCAUCAGCUGCAAUGAUCCUCUUACAGGACUUUCAACCCAAAUGGGUGUUAUAUCAUCAAUAUAUUUUAGAAAUCUUCGACUGAUCUGUUUUAAGUUCAAACUCUACAAGAUACAAACGUAUUACGUCUAGAUUUGUGUGGUGAGAUAGUCAUAUUGACAUUGUAUUGAGCAUCUUCUGUGAAGCAUGUAUCAGUUAUAUAUUUGAUAUUGAUCAACUUGAGCUACAGCAUCAACGUUCCUCCAGGAGGAUUAUUUAACAAAACCCCUCUGUGACAAGAGGUAUUUGAUCUGUUUUAAGAUCAGGCUUUAUGUGUGAAAAUGUUGCUUACAUUACCUGAACAAUUGGAGAACACAUUUUUUUCUCAUUCUAAAACCCUUGUUUAUUCUUUGAGUCUGUUAGACUUUAUGUACACGCUUAUCCAGAGCAACUUACAGUAGUGACUCCAUAUAUUAUUAUACUGUGCCCCCAUGGGGAUUGAACCCAUUAUCCUGUGGUUUCAAGCACCAUGCUCUACCAAGUGAGCUAAGACAGACUAGUGGAGUUUCAGCAUCUCUUGGAAAUGUAUCAAAGUUGUAGUUGUGAUGUUUACUCACUUUAUUUGCGCCUUAAGGUGUUCUCUGUAAUGUGAUUAAUUGAGUCAAUUUCAAUAAAUUGAAAAUAUAUCAAAU